AUGACUAUGGAGGAUAACUCAGUUGGAAAGAUCCCAGCCGAGAUGGCAACCCAUGAUAUAGAAGAAGACAGCGAAGCACGCAUCGAAAGACUAGGCCGCGAGCGACCACCCUGCUUCUCCAGCUUGUGGUCCGAACUAACCUUUUGCUUCUCAAUCGUCAUGUCACAAAUCCUCGCUGAAUACUACAUCUCCGGCUCCAACAUCCUCCUCCCAACCCUCAUUUCGGCCCUGGACAUCCCCCUCGCCUCCUCCAUCUGGCCCUCCACAGCGCUGUCCUUAGCAGUAACCUCCACCCUCCUUAUCUUCGGCCGCCUGGCAGACAUGUAUGGCGGCUUCGCAUGCUACCUCUUCGGCGCCGCCUGGCUCACCAUCUCCUCCAUUCUCGCGGGCUUCUCGCAAACCUGGCUAAUGCUCGUCAUCUGCCGCGCACUGCAAGGCCUCGCGCUCGCUGCAUUCUUGCCGUCUGGCAUGAUGAUCCUAGGCAGCGUGUACCGCCCCGGACCGCGGAAGAACCUCGUCUUCAGCGUGUACGGCGCCUGUGCGGCGCUGGGGUUCUUCGUGGGGAUUUUCUUCUCGGGGUUGUGCGGGAGGUUUCUCAGCUGGAGGUGGUAUUUCUUCAUCGGGGGGAUUCUGGCUGCGGUUACGGCUGCUACCUCGUUUUUCUCGAUCCCGAGUGAUUUUGCGGAGCGCAGGAAAACGAGAAAAGUUGGGAUGGAUUGGUUGGGAGCUGGGCUGCUGGUGCCUGGGCUGGUGUUGCUGGUGUUUGCUAUUGCGGGGAGUGCGCAUGCGCCCAGGCAGUGGGCGACGGCGUAUAUCGAUGUGUGUCUUGCGCUGGGGGUGGUGCUUCUCGCGGUGUUUGUGUAUGUGGAGGGUUGGGUGGUGGGGGAUCCGCUGGUGACGGCGGAUGUGUUUGCAGUUAAGUACAUGAAGCCGUUGCUUUUCUCGCUUGUUUGUUUGUAUGGCAGUUUGGGGAUUUUUUUGCUCUAUGGAGCAUUAUACAUGCAAAGCAUCAUGCACGCCAGUCCGCUGCAAAUCGUCGCAUGGACAGUCCCCAUGGCGUUUGGAGGCUUGCUUAUCUCGACAGUAGGCGGCUUCAUCAUGCACCGCAUCCCCGGCACGAUCCUCAUGCUCAUCUCCUGCCUGGGAUACAUCGGUUCAGGCCUCUUCUUUGCCCUCAUCCCGGAGAACGGAGGGUACUGGGCGUUUGUCUUCCCGGCCAUGAUCUGCGGGACAAUCGGGAUCGACAUCAGUUUCAACGUUACUAACAUCUUCAUCACGAGUAACAUGCCGCUGGAGAAGCAGGGGCUGGCGGGGGCGCUGAUCAACUGCACGUUGCACCUGGGGAUUGCGCUGCAUCUGGGGUUUGCAGAUAUAGUGCAGGUCAACACCGACGAACAAGGGCUGAGGAAGAGUUACCAAGCCGUAUUCUGGUUCCAGGUUGCGCUGUCAGGGCUGGGGCUAGUGGUGAACGCGUUAUUUGUGAGGAUUAGUCGGGCGAAGAGCGACCUGACCGUUGAUGAGAGGAGGGCUUUAGAGAGUAAUCUAUAG
Messenger RNA from Aspergillus fischeri NRRL 181, 1548 nucleotides. Its product is annotated as putative MFS multidrug transporter. Gene Ontology annotation, molecular function: transmembrane transporter activity. The coding region runs from base 1 to 1548 and encodes 515 amino acids. Gene Ontology annotation, cellular component: membrane. The transcript is spliced from 3 exons. Gene Ontology annotation, biological process: transmembrane transport. The record is from RefSeq and is a predicted model, not a curated record. NCBI's taxonomy places the organism in Eukaryota, Fungi, Ascomycota, Eurotiomycetes, Eurotiales, Aspergillaceae.